AUGUUCGGUCAUUCGAACUCUGCGCGGGCAGUCACCUCACAGACCUCAGGCCUGUCCUCCCUGCGUAGCAAACUCGACUAUGCCUCUGCCAGAAGUUCAGCCUGGGUCUGGGAGUGGACUCCCUUCACACUCGUUUUUUCCUAUUUUGUCGGCUCAACAUGUCUUUACAUGGUGUGUACGGAGAAGCUGAUCGAAGUGUUCUGGUACGUGUACAUGCUCACGAACAUGUACGUCAGCUUCACGACAGUUGUGGAAGCCAUUUUGAGCAUGUCCUUCACUCGAGAUGCACGAGCGAGAGUCACCAAAAUGGCCGCGCUCGACUUCAAGCCUGGGUCGGGACCCUGGCCCACCCCCGACGACCAGCUUCCCAUCCUCGAUCUGAUCAUCGUCGCUUACCUUCCCAACGAGCGCGACAUCAUCAUGGACCGCGUCAACUAUCUUUGCACCCAAAUCGUCUAUCCUGUCGACCGCAUCCGCAUCAACUGCGUAUACAAUACUCCGGUCCCUAUCGAGCCUCUGGAGACCGAGCUCAUUGAUCUACAAGAGGCGUAUCCGCAGCUUCGUGUGAUCAAAGUCCCUGGAAGCAAGUCAAAGGCUGACAACCUCAACUACUUCUUUACCCUCGAUACCGGUGCGGACAUCAUUGCCAUCUUCGAUGCAGACCACUACCCGCAUCCACACAAUCCUCGGUGGGCCGCCGAAAGGUUCAUGGGCGACUCUGAGAUCAACAUUGUACAGGGGCGCUGCAUUAUCUACAACUCGCGCGAUUCGUGGCUGACACGCCUCAUCGCCGUUGAGUUCGACAAAAUCUAUGCAGUAUCGCACCCUGGACGUGCACUCAUGAUGGAUUUCGGUCUUUUCUGUGGAAGCAAUGGUUAUUGGCGGGCUCCAUUAUUGCGAGCGCACAAGAUGCAUGGCGAGAUGCUGACAGAGGACAUUGACUCGGCCUUGCGGGCUGUAAAAAAGAAUGUGAAGGCAGUCCACGAAAUCAACUGUGUCUCUUACGAACUCGCCCCCUCUGAGUUUCAGGGGUUUUGGAAACAGCGACUGAGGUGGGCCCAAGGAUGGGCGCAGGCCAGUCUAGUGCACAUGCCAAUGGUUUGGAGCAAGCCCGAGCAGGGUACUCGGAGCUUUACGAAGCGUUUCGGUGUCUUCUCGCUACUGGCUGUACGAGAGUUGUCGUACUACCUUAUCACACAGUACACCUGCCUCGUGCUCAGCAUGAUCAUUCUGGACUUUCCCAAGACGCCGCUAGCGCUCGCGAGGAUGGUUUUCUUUCCGUAUCCGCUAUCAGUCUGGUUCUUCAUCAUCAGUCUUGUUUGUUUGGUCGGUACGCUGGUCAUCACCUGGCGUGUGCGCUCCGAAUUCGUCAGUGCCUGGAUGAUGAUCGUGUUUUCAGCUUUCUAUCCCUUCUACCUAGUUCUGAUGGGUAUGAUUGGCAUUUACGGACAUGCGCGGCAAGUCGUUGCGUACAACAACUGGAACCCUACGGCUAGAAAGUAG
Messenger RNA from Paraphaeosphaeria sporulosa, 1503 nucleotides. Its product is annotated as N-acetylglucosaminyltransferase-like protein. Gene Ontology annotation, molecular function: aspartic-type endopeptidase activity. Lineage: Eukaryota; Fungi; Ascomycota; Dothideomycetes; Pleosporales; Didymosphaeriaceae. The transcript is spliced from 5 exons. The coding region runs from base 1 to 1503 and encodes 500 amino acids. Gene Ontology annotation, biological process: proteolysis. The record is from RefSeq and is a predicted model, not a curated record.